Molecule: messenger RNA, 1029 nt
Organism: Penicillium malachiteum
Lineage: Eukaryota; Fungi; Ascomycota; Eurotiomycetes; Eurotiales; Aspergillaceae
Product: arylformamidase
Exons: 2
Coding region: 1-1029 (342 amino acids)
Molecular function (GO): arylformamidase activity
Source: RefSeq, a predicted model, not a curated record
AUGAGCUCCCAACAAGCUCAGCCAGGGAAAAGAAUCGUCACAUACGGGCGAUCCCAUGUUCUCCAAACCAUAUCUGUGACACUAUUAGACACCAAUCCAGAUGGCUACUGGGUGAUCUAUAUACACGGUGGUGCGUGGCGUGAUCCAACUAUAAAAUCCGAUUCAUUCGAUGCCACCUCGAAGAUCCUGCGUAGCUCCCCCGGACUUCCUAUCUCCGGCAUUGCUUCAAUCUCCUACAGACUAAGCGCACACCCCAACCACCCGCAAGAUGAACUAGAAACCCCGGCCAAGGAAUUCCGCAAUGCAAAGCAUCCGGACCAUAUCCGUGACGUUGAGGCUGCAUUGGCAUUUUUGCAGAAUACCUAUAACUUCGGUCCCCGAUAUAUUCUCGUUGGGCAUAGCUGUGGCGCUACUUUGGCUUUCCAAGCUGUUAUGGGUGCUGUUGCAAGUCAUAGCGAGCAGUCGUUCAGUGGAGGUGCGAAUGACGACGGUGCGGGCGCGGAGCAGGUCUCUAUGUCUCCCGGACCAUUACCGCCGAAGCUGUCGGCGCAACCAGCAGCGAUAGUGGGUGUGGCGGGGAUAUACGAUCUACGGAGACUACAGGAUGCGCACCGGGAGAUUGGGGCAUACAGGGAGUUCAUUGAAGGGGCAUUUGGGAAUGAUGUGAUGCUUUGGGAUGGCGUGUCACCGGCGCAGAUGGUUGGGUCGCGGGGCGUGGAGGGUGGCUGGAAAACUGGGAGAUUAGUCGUGCUAGCCCAUUCUAAGGAUGAUGGACUCGUGGACGAGGGCCAGAUGUUGGAAAUGAAAGAGGCUUUGCGAGGAUGGGAACAGAAGCCAGCUCAGAUCCCGGUGCGGGAGUUGUCCACUCGCGAGAGGCGGGUACAAAUGUUGUCUCUCGAGGGUGGCCAUGAUGAAAUAUGGAGUCAAGGAGAGGAGCUGGCUCGGGCAAUCAAAUACGCAUUUGUCGAGUUGCAGAAGAUGGGCCUGGCACCAGAGCCCAAGGUUCUGGGGGGCUCAAGCGUUGCAUAG